Messenger RNA from Kalmanozyma brasiliensis GHG001, 645 nucleotides. RefSeq names its product Cell wall galactomannoprotein. Bases 1 to 645 code for a protein of 214 amino acids. The transcript has a single exon. The record is from RefSeq and is a predicted model, not a curated record. Lineage: Eukaryota; Fungi; Basidiomycota; Ustilaginomycetes; Ustilaginales.
AUGCAGUUCACCGCCACCAUCUCUACCUCGCUCCUCGUCAUCGUGCUGGCCACGAUGGCCUCGGCCUCUACGAUCGUCGAUGUCAAGCGAGACAUCAUCACGAUCGAUGCCUCGAUCGUCAACCUGUACCAACACCUGCAGGCGCCCAGUCCGAACGCGUUCACCGCCUUUGCUGCGCACCAAGCGUCAAACCAUCUCAUUGCCGACAUCCGCGCUGGCUCCACGUGCAUCUCGCAACUCACCGAGAAACCUACGGAUGCCGAUGCCAAGUUGAUGCUCACCACCCUGGGCAAGACGGAGACCAAGGCCAAGGCGGUGGUCAACAAGAUGAUCGCUUACUACCCCAAGGUCACCGAGAUGGGUGGACUCAAGAUGGCCACGAACACGGUGCUGGAGCUGCAGAGCCAGGUGAAAACCUUUAGCGAGCAACUGGUCAGGUUGGCGCCAAUGGAGGAGAUGGGCGCCGCAAAGCAGUUGGGCGCACGAUUCAAUGCCGAUCUUACUCUGUGCGCCGAUGUGUACACCGGCAAGACCAGCCCAGAGGCCGCCGCAAAGUCCAACGGUGGAUUGGCGUACAACACCGAAGCUGGCACUACCAAUGUGGCUGAUCAGGCCACGACCGACGCCACUGCUCAACAGGCUUAG